AUGGCACCCUCAACUCCACCGACGCUCUCGCCCUCUGCGUUCUUCACCACGCUUCUCCAUCUAGUCAAUCUCGAGCAAGACUCCGAGAUCGCCGAGACAUCCCUGCUCCUCUCGUCGACGGCGCCCACGACACUGUCUCGCGCGGGUCUCGCAAUCCUCAACCUCUCGGUCCACUCCCUAAAGACCGGUCUGGGCGGUCGCAGUGUGGUUGAGCUCGGUCUCGAUCCCGCGGUCGUGAGGAAGGACUCUAAAGGUGAGUUGCCCGAGCAUGGCAUUCGGACGGGGGAUAUCGUGCGGGUCGGAGAGACCCCGAAGGGCACGGCCAGGAAGAAAGAAGUCGCAGAGUUGAAAGGAAGGGGCGUUGAAGGCGUGGUGGUCAGGGUCGGCGACAGAGCUGUUUGGGUUGCGCUGGGCAAGGAGGGUGGUGGCACUGCUGGGGGAAGCGACAGUAAUGUCGAAGAGGUACCGGAUGGGAAACUGUGGCUGGUCAAACUUGCCAACGAUGUCACUUACAAGAGAAUGAAUCAGACCCUAACCAGACUACUCAAGACACCCGAGUCGUCAUACACGACGCUCCAGCGCGUCCUCCUGGGCCUUUCUUCCCCUGGGACAGCGGCAGCGGACUCGUCUGACUCGAGCUCGAGCGAUAUCACUUUCUUCGACCCGACGUUAAACCCGUCUCAACAAGAUGCAAUCCGCUUCGCCCUCUCCUCACCGGAGAUCGCUCUCAUCCACGGUCCGCCGGGGACUGGGAAGACGUACACCCUCAUCGAACUCAUUCUGCAGCUCCUCAAGCGCAAUCAACGCGUGUUGGUGUGCGGACCCAGCAACAUCAGCGUAGACAACAUCGUCGAGCGUCUCUCUUUGACCUCCCCUGGUACACCGAUCGUCCGCCUGGGUCAUCCGGCCCGCCUCUUGCCAAGUGUCCUGAACCACUCGCUCGAAGUGUUGACGCGAACGAGCGAGGCUGCGGGGAUCGUAAGCGACGUGCGCAAGGAAAUGGACGCGAAGCAGGCGUCGAUCCGCAAAACUCGCAAUGGUCGUGAACGACGUGCAAUUUACGCUGACCUGAAAGAGUUACGGAAGGAGUAUCGUGAGCGGGAGGGGAGGUGUAUAGAUGGGCUGAUGACAGGCAGCAAAGUCGUGCUGUCGACACUCCACGGUGCUGGGAGUUAUCAAGUCCGCAACCAGGCGUUUGACGUCGUGGUGAUUGACGAAGCGAGUCAAGCUCUUGAGCCACAAUGCUGGAUUCCGCUGAUCUUCGGAGGACCAAACGUGAAAAAGCUAGUCUUGGCGGGCGACCAUCUGCAGUUACCGCCAACGGUCAAGAGCGCAGAUAACAAAGACACCAAGGAGGAAAAGAAAGCAAGAGUCAAAACUCUGGAGGAAGAACUAGCAAAGUUGUCUAUCAAGGACGAAGAAUUGAAGGCGGCGAAGAGUUGGUCCUUGGAAACAACCAUGUUUGACCGGCUCUUGGCCAGAUACGGGCCCAGGAUCAAGAGGCUGCUCAAUACGCAGUACCGAAUGCAUGAAAAGAUAAUGCGGUUCCCCAGCGACGAGCUCUAUGAAGGGAAGCUUGUCGCGGCCGAUGCUGUUAAAUCCCGAGUGCUGAGAAAUCUGGCAUACGAAGUAAAAGAGACCGAAGACACCAACGAACCACUUGUGUUUUUCGACACGCAGGGAGGUGAUUUUCCGGAGAAGACAGAAGACGACUCCGGUGGACAGAUUCAUAAAUCGACCUUGCUGGGGGACAGUAAGUGCAAUGAAAUGGAAGCGGCUGUCGCUGCCAUGCAUGUGAAGAACCUGGUAGAAGCUGGCGUCAGGGACGAAGAUAUCGCAGUCGUCACACCUUACAACGCUCAGCUCGCUCUUCUAAGCUCCGUGCUCAAGGAAAAGUAUCCAAAUAUCGAAUUGGGCAGCGUGGAUGGCUUUCAGGGCCGAGAAAAGGAAGCCGUCGUGGUCAGUCUGGUCAGAAGCAACGCUGAAAAGGAGGUGGGCUUCUUGGGUGAGAAAAGGAGAUUGAACGUUGCAAUGACCCGGCCAAAACGCCAUUUGUGCGUGAUUGGCGAUUCAGAGACGGUUUCUCGAGGCAGCCCCUUUUUGAAGAGGUGGAUGAAAUUCUUGGAGGACCAUGCUGAUCUGAGAUAUCCAAACAUUGAGGACUUGGAACUCGGGUAG
Molecule: messenger RNA, 2178 nt
Organism: Fonsecaea multimorphosa CBS 102226
Lineage: Eukaryota; Fungi; Ascomycota; Eurotiomycetes; Chaetothyriales; Herpotrichiellaceae
Exons: 4
Coding region: 1-2178 (725 amino acids)
Molecular function (GO): ATP hydrolysis activity; RNA binding; 5'-3' DNA helicase activity
Source: RefSeq, a predicted model, not a curated record